This is a messenger RNA of Notolabrus celidotus (New Zealand spotty), 4481 nucleotides long. RefSeq names its product Yes1 associated transcriptional regulator (gene yap1). NCBI's taxonomy places the organism in Eukaryota, Metazoa, Chordata, Actinopteri, Labriformes, Labridae. Bases 544 to 1848 code for a protein of 434 amino acids. Gene Ontology annotation, biological process: hippo signaling; positive regulation of transcription by RNA polymerase II. The transcript is spliced from 8 exons. Gene Ontology annotation, molecular function: protein binding; transcription corepressor activity; transcription coactivator activity. The record is from RefSeq and is a predicted model, not a curated record. Gene Ontology annotation, cellular component: cytoplasm; nucleus.
CAAAGUUUAGAUCCGACUGGAGCAAAAGUUUUUUUUUCUAGAAAGUGAGCUGCGGAGAUUUGAUGGUACGCACUCUGAAUCUUUUCUUUUAAGGAUUCUUUUAAAACACUUUCAGAAACACAGAAAGUGUCGGACUUUUCCCACCGAGCGUGUGUUGUUUUUCCUCUUUUGUGGCUACCUUUUUUUUGUGUGUGUGUGUUUUGUAAAGUUGGGGCCAGGACGACAACAUAGAUUCCAGUGUGGAGUAGAUAUGCGCUUUGUUACAUUGACAAGUAUGCUUGCGGAAAACAACAGCCCAACGCUGUCUCUCUCUGCUGAUUUGGACAGCUAACACACUUUGGAAGAUUACAAAGUAACGACCUUGUUCCACUCUGGAAUGACUCGGGAGAACUUUUUCUGAGUGUCGGUGUUAUUUCCCGAUUUCCGGCUGAAAGGGGGGAAAAAAAAGUUUGGAUUGCUUCAAACUUCUUCUUUUUUUUUGUGUAACUUUUUCUCAUCGAGACAUUUUCGGACUCCAGAAGUUUGCUGACAGUUUUUGGCACAAUGGAUCCGAGCCAGCACCAACCUCCUGCCGGACACCAGAUCGUCCACGUACGGGGCGACUCUGAGACCGACCUGGAGGCGCUUUUUAACGCCGUGAUGAACCCGAAGAACACUAUUGUACCCCCUUCAGUACCCAUGAGGAUGAGGAAGCUGCCAGACUCUUUCUUCAAGCCUCCCGAACCAAAGUCCCACUCCAGACAAGCCAGUACUGAUGCUGGGAGCGGCGGAGCACUCACACCCCAACAUAUCCGAGCCCACUCAUCCCCAGCUUCCCUGCAGUUGGGAGUUCCUGCUGGCUCCCUGUCUGGCAUGCCCCCAGCAGCUGGCUCCCCUCAACAUCUCCGUCAAUCUUCCUACGAGAUUCCUGAUGACGUGCCCCUGCCUCCAGGGUGGGAAAUGGCCAAGACUCCCUCUGGCCAGAGAUACUUUCUCAACCACAUCGAUCAAACCACUACUUGGCAGGAUCCUCGCAAAGCCCUGCUCCAGAUGAACCAGGCUGCCCCGCCUAGUACUGUACCGGUGCAGCAACAGAACCUCAUGACUCCAGCCAGUGGUCCUCUCCCUGAUGGCUGGGAACAAGCGAUUACAUCAGAAGGAGAAAUUUACUACAUCAACCACAAGAACAAAACCACAUCCUGGCUUGACCCGCGACUUGACCCACGCUUUGCCCUCAACCAGCAGAGGAUGACCCAGAGUGCUCCAGUGAAGCAGGGAGGCCCGCUGCCUCCCAGCCACAGCGCAGCAAUGAACAAUCAGAUGAGACUGCAGCAGAUCGAGAAGGAGAGGCUGAGACUAAAGCAACAGGAGCUGCUUCGGCAGAGACCACAGGAGCUUGCCCUGAGGAAUCAGCUGCCUACAAGUAUGGAGCAAGAUGGCGGCACGAACCCUGUGUCCUCCCCUAUGGCCCAAGAUGCCCGGACCAUGACUGCCAACAGCUCUGACCCAUUCCUCAACAGCGGGACCUACCACUCCAGGGAUGAGAGCACAGACAGCGGCCUGAGUAUGAGCAGCUACAGCGUCCCUCGCACUCCAGAUGACUUCCUGAACAGUGUGGAUGAGAUGGACACAGGGGAUCCUCUACCACCCUCCAUGGCAACACAACCCAGCCGCUUCCCCGACUACCUGGACGCCAUCCCGGGAACAGACGUGGACCUGGGCACCCUUGAGAGCGAGAGCAUGGCAGUGGAGGGCGAAGAGCUGAUGCCCAGCCUGCAGGAGGCCCUGAGCUCCGACAUCCUCAACGACAUGGAGUCUGUGCUGGCAGCUACCAAGAUCGACAAGGAGAGCUUCCUCACAUGGUUAUAGAAGACCUGAGCAGGGCGCUCCUCACUCCUCCGCCUACACUCUGAACUGCUGCCUGCUCUGAUCUGUGAAGGAUUCAUAGAUGCUUUUUACAAGACAUUUCAGCAAGCGUCUCUGGACUUCUGUGUCUGUCUCGGCGUGUAAGGCCAACCCUCCUUUGAGGCAGUAUUUUUCUGUUCUUUCACUGCUGUGUUAUCUCUUUAUUUUGUCUGUGUCUUCAAGGCUGGCCCAUGAACAGACAAUUACGCAAGGGUCCCCAAAUCUUUCACAUGUCUGUCAGUGAAUCGAGGGCAUGUUUACCCUGAUCUUCCCUGGUCUCCCCUCAUUUUCUGAGCUUGGCUGAUGCAUGUGCUCCUCUGCAAGGACUGUCAUCAACAGCUACCGCCUGGAGUCUCUGGUGCCUCUUCUUCUUGCAUUAUGGCUUGAAGCAGCAGUUCUUAACUGAAUUUGGGACUUUCACAGCUAGCUUGAAGUAGCUUUAUAUUUGGCCUUGUGAGUUUGUAUUCUUUCUUUUUUUGUGUGUGUGUGUGUGUGUGUGUGUGUGUGUUCAACGAGCCUGAGAAACCAAAAAUGAUGUAUUAGAAGCCGAAAGAACAAUACUGAUUUGGAGUAAAGGUAAAUGUGAGGCCCAGUUUGGACAUAUUGGCUCUGCCGAGGGUUUUGGGGGGGGGGGCGAGGGUUGGAGCCUGGGGACCGACUACAUUGCUGCUUGGCUGUGCCAGCAAGUCUAAGUUAAACCUUUGAUAGAUCAAGUGCCUUCAGUUGUAUUUUUUUGAGACGCGAGCAAAAUGAACAACUACUUAGUUCCUGUAACGCAGCGAUUAAGCAUCAGGCUGUGUUGGUUGAAAUCAGCCUCUUUCCUCUCUCUAAUGUUCAAUAAUCAAAGUGUAUUUUGUUUUAUAAACACAUUAUAAGGGGAUUUAGGGAUUUCUGUUUGUGUUUUUGUUUUUGUAACCCUAGCUUCUUUGUAUCUCAGUCUUAUCCAAACCUAAUCCAUGAUUCACUCUUUCUUUUAUCUUCUUAGUAUUCUUUAUUUUUUAGGUUACUACGUAUGUAUGAUAGCUUAGAUCAAAAAAGGCAUUUUUGCUUGUUUUUAACUCCUUUCAUAGAUGAAUUUAUACAUUUUUAACAUGGUCGACUGUUAUCACAGCAUGUUUUCACUUCAUGGAGAUGAAGUCUGCCAAGACACAGAUUCAGUUUUGGCUUUUGUAACCAUUCAGCUGAUCCUCUUCUGUCUGAUUUCCUGUAUUCAUAUAAGUGUUAUUGUGUAUUUGUUGAUCACAUGCAGCUCUUACUAUCAUCCGAAAACAUUAACCAAAAAAAAAAAAAAAAAGGCAGAUCUCUCGGCUCAACAGAAACUACAGCUCUGUGACAACGUUGCAGAGUUACAGUGUUUGAAAGUGUCUUCCUGAGGAGGGGAGGUGGAACCCGGUGUUGGCGCUGGGUGUUGAAAUGAAGAGUCUAUAGGGGGGACUCCAGCUUGGACAAGUUUCAGCAGGUUUUAAGAGUCACGUCGAGGAGAGCGGGCACGGCCGGGGGGUUUGACAGACAGACAGCAGCGAGUUGUGUAGAUUGAUGAAAUGUGUCGAUUUUUUUGUGAAACGAUCAAGAAACAAUCAGUAAUUAUCUCAGUCAGGAAUUGUUGAGGCGGAUUCCAAAGAUGUUUUUGUAAUAACGCUGAUUUUGCUUCCAUUUUCACAGAGUCCAGAAACGAUAUGAUUUGUAAAUCAGCCUGUGUAUGAACAAAAACGUAUAAGCUAAUGAGAAAAUGAUGUAGGUUUUUAAGUGUUAAAAGGACAUGUCUGAAUAGGUCUAGCUGAGAGAUUCUUUUUUUUUAUGAUGAGACGGUUGUUUUGAGUGACUAACCCUGAGAUUUUUAAGGAUGAGGUUUCACCACAGAGAAACAAGUGAUUCUCCUACAAACACUCACAUGUUUACAUUCUCUCUGAGUCAGAAACUGCGACAGCCACAGUGACAAUUCUCUCAUUAUCACAUUGUUUUGAUGUUGACAGCAUGAACACAUCUUUGCAUUACUGCAGUAACCGUUGAGUGAUCAGACUGUCAGAUUGUCACACUGAUUCUGUUGCCUGCCAAUAAUUGAUUGGUAACAUGAACUUGAUGGAACAACUUUUUUUUUUUUUUUUUUUAGAUCAGAGAACAUGAACAAUUUUUUUUAUUCUGUGUGAGAAAACCUCUUUUAGUGUUGAUUUUAUUGAUCAUUGAAUCAUGUGUUAAUGAUGGAUUUAAGGCGGAUAAACAGUGUUGGUGAGAACAAUGCAACUAAAAAUGAGUGGUACACUACAGUGCUUGUAUCGCACGGCUACAGAGUUAUCAUUUUGAUGCAAUGAUGCAUUUUUGUCACACAAACCUGAUUUUAUGCUUACUUAGUGUGUAAUUGUCGGAGCAUAUUAGCUGUUGACUGUCAUUGUAGCAGUAGAACUAAUCACACAAGUUAAAGGAUUUUGUAUUUAGAGUUUUUCUAAAUGCACAUGAAAUGAAUUUAUAUUCAGUAAUGAUCUGUUCAUUUUUGAUAGAUAUGUGCAUGUGUUUUAGAGCAAUAAAUUCUGUUACAUUAUAUCUUGCUUCAUAUCAUACUUUGAAAUUGGCCUGAAAUAAAGUAUAUUCUUUGUGGUAAA